UUCUGUCGUUUACCCUUGCUGCUGUCGAUACUGUGUUGUAGCUAAAAAUGACAUCGUUUGUUUUCAGACAUUCUCUCCUUCGCGGCGUUCCAGGGACAUGCAGGUUCAUUAGCGAGUAUCGGGCAACGAGACCGUUGUUUACCCUGUUUUCAGUCAGAAGUUAUGCCACUGGUGAGGACAACAGGGUGCCCAAAAUAUACACCAAAACAGGAGACAAAGGUUUCUCAAGCACAUUUACAGGAGAAAGAAGGCCAAAAGAAGAUCACAUUUUUGAAGCCUUGGGGAAUACAGACGAGCUGUCAUCAGCUAUAGGGCUGGCAAGAGAGUUUUGCCUUGAUAAACGUCAUACAUUCACUCAUCAAUUGGACAAGAUCCAGUGCGUUUUACAAGAUGUGGGCUCCAACAUUGCUACCCCUCGAUCAUCUGCAAGAGAAAGCCAUAUAAAGAGAACAAAAUUUAUUGCACAGCCAAUUGUGGACUUGGAGACCUGGAUUGAUCAGUUUACAGAAGAACUCCCUCCUUUAACCAGCUUCAUUUUACCAUCUGGUGGGAAGAGCAGCGCAGCUUUGCACUUAGCUCGGACAGUCUGUCGGCGAGCAGAGCGCAGCGUUGCUCCAAUUGUGCAAUCAGGUGAGGCAGAUCCAGAUGUUGCCAAGUUCUUGAACAGGUUAAGUGACUACCUGUUCACAGUCGCCAGAUAUGCAUCUAUGAAAGAGGGCAGUGAAGAGAAAAUCUACAAGAGGCCAGAAUGACCAGUCUCACGUGAAGAUUAAAAUAAAAAGCAUUACCUUUUGAGAUGCAUAUACUUUAUUCAAACUAUAAAUACAAUACAUAUAUUUUUAUUUUAAUGCAUUUUCCCCACAUGUAAAAAUCACAGGUCACAAUAAACAGUGUACAUCCAAAA
This is a messenger RNA of Maylandia zebra (zebra mbuna), 904 nucleotides long. RefSeq names its product metabolism of cobalamin associated B (gene mmab). The record is from RefSeq and is a predicted model, not a curated record. Gene Ontology annotation, molecular function: corrinoid adenosyltransferase activity. NCBI's taxonomy places the organism in Eukaryota, Metazoa, Chordata, Actinopteri, Cichliformes, Cichlidae.